This is a messenger RNA of Danio aesculapii, 3183 nucleotides long. Its product is annotated as GAS2-like protein 2A. The transcript has 6 exons. The record is from RefSeq and is a predicted model, not a curated record. Gene Ontology annotation, cellular component: cytoplasm; actin filament; stress fiber. Gene Ontology annotation, molecular function: microtubule binding; actin filament binding; cytoskeletal adaptor activity. Lineage: Eukaryota; Metazoa; Chordata; Actinopteri; Cypriniformes; Danionidae. The coding region runs from base 33 to 2741 and encodes 902 amino acids. Gene Ontology annotation, biological process: actin crosslink formation; regulation of microtubule polymerization or depolymerization; protein localization to microtubule plus-end.
GUCGAUUAAAUUGAUUUGAUAAACCCAGAGCCAUGUCUGGAAUUCAGCACGCAUCCAAUCAAAGCAUCAAGCCUUUUAAAUCCAGCGAGGAGUAUCUCUAUGCCAUGAAAGAAGACCUCGCGGAGUGGCUGGGAGAUUUAUACAACAUUAACAUUGAUGUAAACACUAUUCUGGAGAUGUUGGAGACAGGUGCGCUGCUGUGUGCUCACGCCAAUAAUGUGACCCGAGUGGCGGAUGACUUUCUGAAGAGGCUCGGGGCCACGGAGAUCCCGCUGCCGGCUUCUGGAGUCACUUUCGUAAGCUCUGCUCAUCCAGCAACAUUCCUGGCCCGGGACAAUGUGACGAAUUUUAUUAACUGGUGCCGAAAGGAAAUGGGCAUCCCAGAUGUGCUGAUGUUCGAGACCGAUGACCUUGUCCUGCGUAAGAAUGAGAAGAAUUUUGUGCUGUGCCUUCUUGAGGUGGCCAGACGGGCCUCUCGUUUUGGCAUGGCUUCCCCAGUCCUCAUUCAGCUGGAGCAGGAGAUAGAGGAGGAGAUUCGCGAGGAGAUGGAGGAAUCUGCUCAUCCCAAAUCACAGAGGAGCUUGAUAAACAUCCAGAACCUGGAUGAGAUGGUGCAGCUUCUGAUUAGCCGAUGCAGUUGCCCAUCUCAAUUCCCCAUGGUGAAGGUAUCGGAUGGGAAAUACAGGGUGGGAGACUCCAACACGCUCAUAUUUGUGCGGAUUUUGAGGAAUCAUGUUAUGGUGCGAGUGGGCGGCGGAUGGGACACCCUGGAGCACUAUCUAGACAAACAUGAUCCCUGCCGCUGCACUUCUCUCGUCCAUAAGUUGACAGCUCGUCCAGUUACUCCAGUCCACGAAAUCAAAGAGCGCUUAACCUCACCACGACCUGACGGCCAGUGUGCAUCUCAGACCACUCUCAUGCUGAGCCGAACUCAGUCUCCCCUACAGUCAGUUUUCUGGACCCCUUCAACAGCCUACAGAGGCCAGAAAGGAUGGCCUUCUCCUCCACGCUCCUCCUGUUCACCCGACCCUGAACAUCAGCCCACCCGCCGGAGAAACACCAGCUCCUCUCCUAACAAAUUAAGAGAGAGACCAGGUACCCCUCAUGUGUACACUUGUCCUGACAGUAAAGACAGUUUGAAGACAAACUCCAACAGUAGGAAAGGCAGAGAUGCAACACGGACCCCACCAGUACCUCGCCUCACGAGCAGUCUUCCACGGGCCACCCAUCAUCCUACCACACCCCAACUUGAGAUACAGCAUGCUCAAACUCCUCUUGUUUUUCAGAGAACCCUCAAUCAGGUCCAACCACAGCAAGUGCCUGAGAAAAAUCUGGGCCAAACCUGGACCAAAUCGCAGUUUGUUUCCAAACUGAGACAAAAUUCCACAGCUGGAGGUAAAGGACGAGAAAAUCAGGAUAGAGCAGACUCACAAGAAAGUCCCAGCAGGACUUUCCAAAAUAUACGUUCAUGUCCCAAACCUCCAAACAUCACAGUUGAGGAGGCAGAGGACAAUGGGGGUCCCAAAAACAGCAAUUUCACCCGCACCUUUUCUCCUUUUAAAGGGCUGAUAGGAGCGAUCUCAGAAGCACAAUUUAACAGACAUAGAACUCAAGCUAAGAUCCCACAAGAAGAGUCCUCGGAAAAAGCAAAAAAUAUUCUAAAUGUAAAUAAGAGAGGACAAGUUGAACAAGAAGCUGAUAGAUCGUUGAGCAAAAAGGUACAGCACUUGGUCCUACCAGUGCGGUCUAACCUCAUCAGCUCAAGUAAAUCUUCCCAAAGCCUGCUUGAUCCUCAAAAGUCUAAAGCAAAUUUAGGAGGUGAAGAUAGAGGAACUGAGAGAAGUUAUCUCUUCACUCCUCCUCCUCUUAGUCCUGCUCAGGAAGCAGUCCUCUACAAGAGCCUAGAGGAGGAGAUCUUGACCAAUCUACAGCAGCUAAGCAUCGACUCGGAAACCACCACUAGCUCUGAUGAGAAGCAUCAUGAUGAGACUCCUAUGACUUCAGGAAAGAUCCCAUUUGACCACUGUAAAGCUUCCAACAGAUCAGCAAGUCUUGAUCGAGCAACUCCCUACCGUGGAAACAGGGCUUUUGAUGCAGUCAUUGCUGAACUUUCUGGAGGCCAAAGGAAUUUAGAGAAGGUGUCAGUUGAGAAAUGGGUGAACACUCUUCCUAAGGGUAUCAAAGGCAAGAUCGAGGAUAGUCAAGGUACCACACAUCACCUAAAGGUCUCUAAACCCUGUAUGACCAGUUCUUGGUCUUCAUUGGGAUCUAGUAUGGAUUCAAAGGAGACUGCUGAAAUUGUAAUGGUGCAAGCCAACAACUUAAACCGUGGGACUAAAAUUCCCAUUGGCAGAGUGUCUUGUUUAGGUAAUGAACAUGUGAAGAAGCAGAGAAGCUCUUCGUUCAAACAAAGAAGAUCCUUAAGGAAGCCAGAGAGAGUGCCGUCCAUCUUUAAGCUGAAACUAAGACCCUGUGUUCGACCAAGACGUGACCUCAGAUCUGACCAGAAGCCUUCAAAGAUCCCGAAACCGGUUUUCUACAAAAAAACGAGCUGCAGAGAUGGCGGCUCUCACAACCUGAGAAGAAACAAUUCCCCACAUGGGUCUUUCAGGGCAGACAGCUCUCAAGGAAACACUUGGAUUAAAUCAGAAUCUCAAGUCCCAAUAAUGAGGAAUGUGAAGUGCCAAGGAUCAAGCAAGGAGCUUCCUGCAGAACCCUGGGUCCUCGAAUCCUGGGUUUAAUUGACAACUCAGAAUUGAAGGCUUGCAAUUUUGGAGUUUUGACUGCCAAUUCAGAUAAGCCAUAUGUUGAUCAGGGACUAGAAGAUUUCAAGUCUUCAAGAUCUACCUUUACAGCAACUUCAUCAUAGAUUAAAGUUGUCUUAGACUAUUUGGUGAUUUGUUAAUUGUUCACAUAUGAAUUGUUGUAAUGUACAUGGAGAGUUUAAGCAAUGAAAACGAAGCACUGGCCAAUAUAUUGUGGUUAUAUACAACCUUCACACAUUUAUUGUUUAAAAACCUCUCUGGCAGCUAUAGUCAUAAUGUCAUAGCAAAGGAGCCAUGUUGUUUCUGACACAUAUGUAGAGGGGUUUUGUUGUUUUGAAUUAUUCUUUGUAGUCCAACUAAUGAUCAUGUAGAUGUAAGCUAUAUACACUAUGUUUCAAAGACUUCAAAGAUUUAAGUA